Molecule: messenger RNA, 1698 nt
Organism: Gastrolobium bilobum
Lineage: Eukaryota; Viridiplantae; Streptophyta; Magnoliopsida; Fabales; Fabaceae
Product: carotenoid cleavage dioxygenase 8 homolog B, chloroplastic
Exons: 6
Coding region: 1-1698 (565 amino acids)
Biological process (GO): carotene catabolic process
Cellular component (GO): chloroplast
Molecular function (GO): carotenoid dioxygenase activity
Source: RefSeq, a predicted model, not a curated record
AUGGCCUUCGCAUCCUUUAAUUCAGUUUUCAGAAACUCCAUUUCAUUGCCAACUAUGGUUGUUUCUGAUAUGUCUGAUAACGUCAGGAACGGGUUUUCAUUUCCAAAAAAGACGUCCAUUUAUAAAGGACAGCGCAAUCUUCAAGACUUGACCGUUGCGAAUGUUGCAAGUCCAUUGCCUGUGACUGCUCCACCGCCACCAACACCGCAGGAACCGUCAGGGACCACCGGCGGCCGCCAGCACCAUGUUGCAUGGACUAGUAUCCCCCAAGAGAGAUGGCAAGGAGAGUUACUUGUUCAAGGACAAAUACCACUCUGGCUUAAAGGAACGUACCUAAGGAAUGGCCCAGGCAUGUGGCACAUAGGGGACUACAACUUCAGGCACCUCUUUGACGGGUACGCCACGGUGGUGAAGCUUCACUUCGAGAACGGCCGGUUAAUCGCCGGCCACCGGCAACUCGAAUCUCAAGCCUACAAAGCUGCAAAACAGAACCAGAAGAUAUGUUACCGUGAAUUUUCUGAAGUGCCUAAGGCUGCAAAUUUCUUGUCAUACGUUGGGGAGCUUGCAAGCUUGUUCUCCGGCGCCUCGCUCACCGACAACGCAAACACCGGCGUGACGAAGCUCGGUGAUGGCAGGGUGGUUUGCCUGACGGAGACUCAAAAAGGGUCCAUAGUGAUAGACCCUGAAACAUUGGACACACUUGGAAAAUUUGAGUAUAGUGACUCUUUGGGGGGUCUUAUUCACUCUGCACACCCCAUUGUGACAGAUAAAGAGUUUUUAACGUUGUUACCUGAUCUAGUGAAACCAGGUUACCUUGUUGUGAGGAUGGAACCUGGUACCAAUGAGAGGAAGGUGAUAGGUCGGGUCAAUUGUCGGGGCGGGCCAGCACCCGGUUGGGUCCAUUCUUUCCCUGUUACUGAGCAUUAUGUUAUUGUGCCUGAAAUGCCAUUGAGGUAUUGUGCUCAGAAUUUGCUCAAGGCUGAACCAACACCAUUGUACAAGUUUGAGUGGCACCCUGACUCCAAAGGUUUUAUGCAUGUUAUGUGCAAGACUAGCGGAAACAUUGUGGCAAGUGUGGAAGUGCCUCUGUUUGUUACUUUCCAUUUCAUAAAUGCAUAUGAAGAGGAAGAUGAAGAUGGGAGGGUGACGGCAGUUGUUGUUGACUGCUGUGAGCACAAUUCAGAUACUACCAUUCUUGAAAAGCUUAGGUUAGAGAACCUUCGUUCAUUUAAUGGCGAAGAUGUUCUACCUGAUGCUAGGGUUGGUCGGUUCAAAAUACCACUGGAUGGAAGUCCAUAUGGAACAUUAGAGGCAGCAUUAGACCCAAAUGAACAUGGGAAAGGCAUGGACAUGUGCAGCAUAAACCCUAAUAAUUUAGGGAAGAAAUACAGAUAUGCCUAUGCUUGUGGAGCAGAGCGCCCUUGUAACUUUCCCAACACCCUCACCAAGCUUGAUUUUGAAUUGAAAAAGGCUAAGAACUGGUAUGAAGAAGGUGCUGUGCCCUCGGAACCAUUCUUUGUGGCUCGACCAGGAGCAACAGAGGAAGAUGAUGGCGUUGUAAUCUCCAUAAUCAGUGAGAAAAAUGGAGAAGGAUAUGCGUUGGUGUUAGAUGGUUCCACCUUUGAAGAGAUUGCUAGGGCUAAGUUCCCUUAUGGACUUCCAUAUGGGCUGCAUGGAUGCUGGGUUCCAAAACAGUAA